This is a messenger RNA of Danaus plexippus (monarch butterfly), 1182 nucleotides long. RefSeq lists its product as uncharacterized. The record is from RefSeq and is a predicted model, not a curated record. The coding region runs from base 280 to 975 and encodes 231 amino acids. The transcript is spliced from 3 exons. NCBI's taxonomy places the organism in Eukaryota, Metazoa, Arthropoda, Insecta, Lepidoptera, Nymphalidae. Gene Ontology annotation, cellular component: viral nucleocapsid.
UUAAUAAGUAAUAAUUUAAUAUCUGCUGGCAAAUGGCAAUAGCUCUUAGAUAUUCCUUACAGUUACAUACUUUUUAGUUUUUGUGUUGUUAAGUGAUAAUUCAAAUUAGAAAUACAAGCUGUGUAUUGUUUUUUUUAGUGAAUUUUGUACCUUUAGGGUUUCAUAUUGUUUUUUAUUUGUAUACGUAUUGAAUUUCCUCGUUUAUGACUGUGAUCGAGUAAUUUUAUUCUUGCUUUCCUUUUAAGUGUUUACCAUUGAAUAAUACGAGAACAGUACAGAAUGAAAAAGUUUGAGUUUUCGUCUAGAAAUAAUGAAGUAAGUGAAGUAUUUUCCGGUCGAAUAUUUUACAAUGUUUACAAAGAUGCCGAGUUCCUGCGUCACAGUGAAAAUGUAGAGACGAUAUUGGCGAAGGGAUAUGAAUUAAGGAAUAUGUUGAAGCAGGUCAAGCCAGGAGAAAUAGUUGCUCUAAAUGGAAUGAUGCUUGAACGGAACACUCCAUUGCUCGUAAAAAAAACAGGCCCAAAUAUUGUGGUUGAGAACUAUGAGUUUACUGCAAAUCGUCUUAGUGGCUUGGUAGCAGCUUAUGCAUUUGAGUACAGACAUAGAUUUCCAAAUCUGACAUCAACUGAAGCCCAAUUAUUGGGAUUAACUUGGGACAAUGGAAACAUGCAAAAAUGUAGACUGUAUUUAUCAGCUGUAAGCGGCACAGAACACUUUUAUGAUCAAUUCCAAUUUUGGCCUCUCGUGUGUGCUCUGCGUAAACUCCACAAAAACAAAAUCACAAAGGAACCCAUAAUUAAAAUGGCUAAAAUAAAAAAUCCAAGUGGCAUAAGAAUGGUUCAAGAUAUGAUGGACAACUUUUCUGAGGUUCAGAAGCAAUGGAUGGCGUUUCCAUCAGGGUCAGUACAGGAUUUAGUAAAAUUACUGGAAUUAAGUCCUCCAGAGUUGAAAGUUUUGUUUUCCAAGAACUCUUGAAAAUGUAAGGCUUGUAUGCCAUUAUUUUUUAAACUUUACGACUCUCCUUUCAAUUGAUACUCUACUUGAUGGAAAGGAUUUUAUAUUUGUGACAGUUAUAAUAUAUUGUAAUCAGUUUUCAAUUAUAUUCUUAUUCUACAAACUUUGUCAUUAGUAUUACACAUAGUUUGUUGAACUUCUUAUCAUUAAAAAUAAUUCAUUUGUUUA